Molecule: messenger RNA, 1758 nt
Organism: Stereum hirsutum FP-91666 SS1
Lineage: Eukaryota; Fungi; Basidiomycota; Agaricomycetes; Russulales; Stereaceae
Exons: 2
Coding region: 1-1758 (585 amino acids)
Molecular function (GO): protein binding
Source: RefSeq, a predicted model, not a curated record
AUGACUUCGCACAAUUUACCAGAGCUCACGAAUCUCAAAGAGUUCAUCACCGUUCUCGACGCACAAAGAAUUGCAUCUCAUCAGGAAGACCUGGAUCGUGUCGCGCAACGCCUUCUUGAAACAUACCGCGCUUGCCUUACACAGCGCAAUGCUCUGGCUAGAAUCAGCCGCCUCCCUCCGGAGACGAUGCUGCACGUCUUUGCCGAGAUGGACAUCAAGGAUCUGAUACACUCAUCAUGGGUAUGCCGUCGGUGGCGUGCCAUCGUGCUCAAUAACGCAGGUCUUUGGGCCGCACACACGCUCGCGAUACUAAACCCCAUGAUGGUGAAGGCUGUUCUCGGACGCUCGAAAGAGGCCCCAGUCACGAUUCGGUUAACCCGACAGGCUUUAGCAGCCAAGGACGAACAACAUACCCUCAAAUACAUUCAUCUACCGCCCCUUGUCAAAGCAGCUAUCACUCAUGCAUUUGACGAAGCAUGGCGUGCCAAAAGCGUCUACCUCUCUGGAACCACCAGUUUCUUGCGCGAUUUACUUCGAAAAUUAUCCGAUUGUGUACGCCAUCAGACACCAUCUGUAUUAGAGUCUUUCACGCUGGAAACGCUUCAAACGCCAAGCCUCACAGGCUUUGAUCCGCGCACCAUAUUCUCGUCUGCUGCCUUAUUUGGCGGCCAGAACCCCGAUCUGAAACAGUUAUCCUUGCGAGGACUUGCUCCUUCAUGGCCGUAUCCAUUAUUUGGAUCCAACAUUAAGCAUCUCUCUUUACGAUUCAGACUUCCCCUUCCUGCGCAGUGUCUACCUCCAUCGUACGAUGACUUGUUUGCGUGGUUAGGCACCUUGCCCCUUCUCCAGCAUCUCGACUUGGAAAACGCUUUUCCUGCCGAUACCUUGUCCCCAUCCGCGCAAUAUAGGCUACCAAACCUCCAGGAGAUCAUUCUCUGGGCCCGGCCCUCCGAGGUCAUAGAUCCUUUUCGAUCUCUACUUCUACCUUCCUCGAACCGCAUGCGUGUCAUAUGGCGCAACAUAUACACUCGCACAGAUGAUGUCGAGAUUGAAGCUCAACACUUCUCCAUGUUGUCUUCACCGUCUCUGUCGAAUUAUGACGUUGCGAUGGGCGGGGUAUCUAAGCUCACAUUCAAGCCGAUACGCUUCUUGAAAGUGACUAUCGACGUGUACGGCCCAAUCACCAUCGACGGAUAUUCAUCCCUUACGCAUUGGCCGCUGCGCAGCACCAGCAGCAUCGGUGCUAAUGUAUGCACUUCUCAGACACAUUUCACACUCGAGACCAUCUGCCACCCCCUCUUCGUGGACGCCAUAUACUCCCUCAUGAUACUCAUACAUAUACUCCACGUCUCCAGUGUAGAAUCCCUCUUCCUCUCGGUCCCUACGCUUACACACCGAGCCCGCACUCAUUAUCUGCAGGAUGCCCGACCGUUCAGCACUGUUCACACAGUUGUCCUGGAAAAUUCGGCCGCUCUUGUUCUUUUUCUAGAUAUGCACGUCAGCGUCUGGAAAUCUGGAAUCCCAGAUCCGGACUGCGACGCAUAUAACAUCAUAUUUCCGCUGCUUCGUCGGAUCAUUUUGCUGGAGGUCGACGCAGAGCCAGAGUUGAAGCGCAGGUUCCUUGGGUACUUGAAGGAUUGCCAAGAGCGAGGUAAACAGUUAGAGGAAUUGCGUGACGAAGGUAUUCGUGGUAGAGUUGUGGACUCGGAAUGGUUGGCGGCAUUGCAGACCGUUGUGCACAAGGUCGAUUGGAAGUAG